Hibiscus syriacus is the source of this 1302-nucleotide messenger RNA. Its product is annotated as heavy metal-associated isoprenylated plant protein 36-like. The transcript is spliced from 3 exons. Gene Ontology annotation, molecular function: metal ion binding. NCBI's taxonomy places the organism in Eukaryota, Viridiplantae, Streptophyta, Magnoliopsida, Malvales, Malvaceae. The record is from RefSeq and is a predicted model, not a curated record. Bases 68 to 1207 code for a protein of 379 amino acids.
UGUUUUUCAAUUCAAUCUUCACUUAAAAAACUUUUUUUCCCUCGCCUUCUCCUUUGCUAUUGUUCCAAUGGCUACAACAGAAGGAAAACCAGAAAUCAAACAAGAAAUUAAACCAGAAGCCAAACCAGAGUCUAAAGAGGUUGAAGAAAACCAAGAACCUCCUCUCAAAUACAAGGCUUGGGUGUUGAAAGUCUCCAUUCAUUGUGAAGGUUGCAAGAGGAAAGUCGAAAAGACACUGAGAAAAAUCGAGGGCGUGUACGAGGCUUAUGCUGAUUUGAAACAACAAAAAGCCACUGUAAAAUCCAACUUACACGUAAAUCCAAAGACUUUGAUCAAGAAGCUAGUGAAGAAAGGGAGACAUGCAGAGCUAUGGCCGGAAAAAUCUGAACAAAAAGAGAAAAAACAAGGGAAAUCGAAGAACAAAGACAAACAAGUUGCCCAAAGUGAAGCUAAUAAUAACAGUAACCAUGGCGAUGAGAAAGAGAAAGAAACAGUGAAAAACGAAGCCUCGGUUCAUCUAGAAGGUGGUGCUAAAAGUUCUGAGAAUGGUAGCGAGUCAAACAAGGUAGCCGAGGGGAAGCAAAAUGUGACCCGUGAUCAAGGUGGACAAGUGAAGGAACCGAAGCCUGAGGUGAAGCAAAAUGUGACCACGGCGGGCGGUAACCAGUCCGCGGGGGAUGAGAAGAAAGUUGGCGGCGGUGAAAGUGGUGGUGCCGCCGGUGAAAGUGAGGCUAAUGCUGCUGAGAAAAGCGGCAGCGGCAAUGGCAAUGAAAAGAACAAAAAGAAGGGGCAAAAGGCAAAUGCGAAUGCUAAUGUUGAUGAAAGGGAACAUCACGGCGACGCUGCACCACCAACCAUUGGAUCACAUUUCAAAGGUCAUGGACCCUAUGGUCCGGUUCCCAUGUCAUCUCCAGCCAAUCAAAGCCCGCCACAUCAGCACCCGAUGUACGAGUACCCAACGUAUUACCAUGCACCACCAGUGUACCUCACUAACUACAAUACGGCUUAUCCAAGUAGUAGCUAUAAUGCAUCGUAUUACACCUCACCGCCGCCAUAUUCAUACGCAUAUACCCACUCAGGCCACAUGAGCGAACGUCCCCCGCCUUAUCUAGACACGUACUCAUCGUGUCCAUCGUACUCAUCCCAACUGUCCGACUCAUUCGAAAUGUUCAGCGACGAAAACCCGAAUGCGUGUUCGAUCAUGUGACAUGUACUCUCCGGCAUUAUACGAAGACCGAGCUUAUACUACUUGUAUAAGUGUGUUUUGGGGGGUGGUAUAAUUUUGUAAUGUAUGUAGAUAUG